CGACUGUGACGUAGUGUGACGUUGUUUCGACGAACGCAGCUAGAGAGAACAUGCUGGAAGAUGAUGAUGAUGACGUCAUUAUCGAGGAAGUGGAGGGAGCUGAUGGCGUGGCCACCCGACCUCCAGAACUUGGAGACUUUAUCACAGGAGUUCUUAAUGAAAGGAUUACCAUAGGGGAACUAGAAAGUCGGAGGGAAAACUCAUUUGGGAUAGCGAUGGGGCUUGCCGCCAGGAUUGCGAACACUGCCUAUGGGAUACAUCCUUUGUUUCCAAAGUACAUUUCAAUAAGGGGAGGCAAGCCUGAACUUGAAAAUCUUCGAGCCCUUGAUGCUAAUGAAUUCCAGUGUUUUGUACCUAUUAAGAGGCCUGCAAAACCCGACACAUUCACGAUGGUGUACAAGCCCCCCAGCGAAUUCCCAAGCCAUAGAAUCCUUCUAGGUGUCAACGAGAAUCUGUUUUCCGUAGACAAGAUGCAGAUCUCUAAAGAGUGGGGUCAUUGUGUGGAUACAAACGGGUUCCUUAGGCCUGACUUUAUCCUCCACUGGUUCAAUGACGGUAUCAUAGCAGCUGUGGACUUUUUAAAGGAGGCUAGACCUCAUAGAGCAAAAAAACAUCACACCAUGGACAUAUCAUAUUCUGGUAAAAAAGACGGAACCUUGUUGAUCAACUUCUACACGAACCAGUCCAUUCAACCGCAUUUGUUCUUCACACUCAAUAUCGUACCCUGCAUUUCAAUCAGUGAAGUUCCGAAGCAGUGUCGUCUGCAAGUCCCAAUAGCAAGCAGACGACCGUAUUAUGAGUUCCACACAGACUUCAAAAAGAAUAUCAGAGACGUCUUGACGCAAGGUGAAAAAAUGUUCUACCUUGACGCAACUGUGAUGCCAUGGAGCAAUGAGUGUGGUUACGAUGGCAGUAUUGUCUGCUCCUGGGGUCUCAACAUAGGUUGUCUAGAGGACAGGGCUCUUCAUUAUAUCUGUCAGAUGACGACAGGACAAUAUUUCAGAGACAUCAUCAUGUUGAUAGAGAGAAUCAAAGACAUACAUUCAUUUUGCUUGCAUCCUUUGACAAAUCGCGUCAUCUUAAAUGCCAUAUUGUAUCAGCACAAGAAAAGCAUGGGAGUGGUGAAGGGAAGGUCACGUUGGUUCAUCAAGGUGAUCGAACGGCUUUCGUCCCACAUGAAGUCAGGUGUAUUCCCAGCGUUCUUUCAAGGGAAAUAUAAUUUGCUCAGUGAUUUUAAGCCCGACAUGUUGUCCGCCACGGCUUCGGA
This is a messenger RNA of Mizuhopecten yessoensis (Yesso scallop), 1267 nucleotides long. RefSeq lists its product as uncharacterized. The transcript is spliced from 3 exons. NCBI's taxonomy places the organism in Eukaryota, Metazoa, Mollusca, Bivalvia, Pectinida, Pectinidae. The annotation marks the transcript as partial. The record is from RefSeq and is a predicted model, not a curated record.